UGAGGUAUUUUUAGAGCAAUUGACUCCUUAAACCACGUGUGCCAACGUUGAUCAGGAUGACUGUUCAAUCGGCCCUUGUGCCAAUCUUGCUCUUGGUGCUGGUUUCGGGCAUGGUACACUGCGCGCCGUUAAUGUCCCCCCAGCGAAAUGACACACUGGACCGACGCUGGGAGUCCCUAUUUUCGAGGUCAAUGUCUAGGAUCCCCGGGGAAAGAAGAGACACAAACGGGGAAAGUGACUAUUUGCUGGGCAUCAAGAGACUGCGACGGCUUUAUUGCAACGUGGGCAUUGGAUUUCAUAUUCAGGUUUUACCGGACGGCAGAAUCAACGGGAUGCACAACGAAAACCGCUACAGUUUAUUGGAAAUCUCCCCAGUGGAGGUUGGAGUAGUGAGCCUAUAUGGUGUCAAUAGUGAACUAUUUGUGGCCAUGAAUGGAAAGGGAAAGCUAUAUGGAUCGAAACAUUUUACCGACGAAUGCAAGUUCAAGGAAACGCUUCUUCCGAAUAACUACAAUGCCUACGAAUCGAGACGGUACCCUGGAAUGUACAUCGCUCUGAACAAAAACGGGAGGACAAAAAAGGGGAACAGAGUUUCCCCGACAAUGACACUGACACAUUUCCUGCCUCGGAUCUGACAGCAUCUGACCUUGAGAAAGUCCUUGGAAAGGGACACCUCCUUCGGACAUAGGGCUGCGGGGGAAGGGGAAUGAACUAUGUGCACUUUCUAAAAAAACUUCUUAAGCGAGAGCCGGUGUAAAAUAUUUAAUUUAAUAAUUUAAGUCUGUAUAUACGGUCCAGGAAGAUUUAAUUUAU
Hyla sarda is the source of this 813-nucleotide messenger RNA. It is a transcript of the gene FGF4, whose product is annotated as fibroblast growth factor 4. Gene Ontology annotation, biological process: positive regulation of gene expression; cell differentiation; positive regulation of cell population proliferation. Gene Ontology annotation, molecular function: fibroblast growth factor receptor binding; growth factor activity. The transcript has 3 exons. Gene Ontology annotation, cellular component: cytoplasm. NCBI's taxonomy places the organism in Eukaryota, Metazoa, Chordata, Amphibia, Anura, Hylidae. The record is from RefSeq and is a predicted model, not a curated record. Bases 57 to 635 code for a protein of 192 amino acids.